AGUUCAGUUCAGUGGGUUGAGUGAGAGACAGGAUUCCGUCUUGAGAGAGUGCUGCAGCUUUGCUUGCCUCGCCUCGCCUCAGCUCAGCUCCUCUGAGGGCUUCCAUCAUUCCUUCCAUCUUCCUAAAGCCUGAGCGAGCUCCAGCUCAGAAGAUACAACGUCAGUACAAGCAGCGAGUGUCUCCUGCUGCCGUAGCUGCAGCUGAGGAUUGUGCUUCGGAUGCGCGGAGGCUGUCUGCCUUUGCCGCCCGCACCCGCUCACAUACAUAUGCUUCUCUUAUGCUCGGAAGCAGCACUGACAUGAUUGAGCGCUCGACAACACCUUGGAAACGUGGGACAUCGCCACGCUUCAUCCGCAUUGCGUAAGUUUACACGCAGGGAGAAGGUCAGAACGUACAGCUGCAAAGCAUCCUGAGACUCACUGGCCGUGGACAUGAAGAGGUAGCAAGCGAGCGCCUCGGAACGCAUUCAGCGCAGCUAGGCAGGCACGCAGGCUCUCAGGCAGGCGGGCGGGCUGACACACGAACAGAUGUGUGCAGAUAGAUAGCGGUGGGGAAGGCUCACAGGACGAGACAUGUAAGCCGAGCGGUGAAGGAAGGCAAUCGCGGUGGGGUGGGAGGUGGCUAGCCAGGCCAGGAGAUGUAAAUAGCACGGAGGGGUGCGCUGUCGCCGAGAGUUGGGGACCCACUGACAGUUCUGACUCGGAUGAGGCAGAAGGAUUCAAUGCCCAUGAAGAGUUGCGCUUGAGAGGUACCGCUGAUCGUUCGGCCUCUGCGCUCGUGAAUCUCCCGUCAGAACGAGGAGCUCCGUUCUCCAGCUCCUUUCUUCGCUGCGCUUCGCUGCAUUCGAAAUGGAAGUGUUCGGAGUCAAAAAGCUCAAGGGAGCCCCGCCAUUAUCGUGGACGCACGCCAAGUCCACCCUGGGCUCGUUCCGAAACAAGCAGAGUCAGAAGAAUCUGAAGCUCACUCUCAUCUGCUUGUUCCUCACCAUUCUGAUUCUUCGGGGCACGAUAGGAGUAGGCAGCUUCAGCUUUUUCACCACGUCCGAUCCUGCGCCCGAAGGCUCGGUUUCGGCGUCAGCUGUUGGCCAUUUUUCGGAGGUGCAUCGCGGCUCGAAGCUCUCUCUGGACAAGGAUGAGGCCCCGUAUCGCUUGGGGCCCAGAAUCACCGAUUGGGAUGAACAGCGCGCGGCUUGGCUGGCAGAAAAUCCGCACAUGCGGACCACUCCCAAGGGCAGGCCUCGCAUGCUGCUGAUCACUGGGUCGCAGGCGAACAGCUGCAAGGGGCCGUCUGGGGAUCACUUCCUUCUGAAAUCCAUUAAGAACAAGAUCGAUUACUGCAGGCUGCACGACGUGGACAUCUACUAUAACAUGGUGCUCAUGCAGCCGGAGAUGGACGAUGUUUGGAUCAAGUUGCCUCUGGUGCGCAAGAUGAUGCUCGCGCAUCCGGAGGCCGAGUGGAUUUGGUGGAUGGACAGCGACGCCAUGUUCACCGACAUGACAUUCGAAUUCCCCAUCGAGAAGUACGAGAAGCACAACAUGGUGAUCCACGGCUGGGAGGCGAAGGUGUUCGAGGAGAAGGAUUGGUGCGGGCUGAAUGCCGGGGUGUUUCUCGUGCGCAACAAUCAGUGGACGCUGGAUUUCCUCGACCUGUGGGCGCCCAUGGGCGAGAACAGGGGCAACAUCCGGGACCAGGUGGGCAAGAUGUUCACGGCCGCGCUCCAAGGAAGGCCGGCGAAUUUCGAGGCCGAUGAUCAGUCGGGGCUCGUGUACCUGCUCAACACCUUGAGGGAGGAGAUCGCCCCCAAGGUCUACCUCGAGAGCUCGUACUACCUUCAUGGCUACUGGGUCAUUCUGUCGGAGAAGUACGAGGAGUUCAUGCGCAACAAUAAGCCCGGAACAGGAGACCACCGAUGGCCGUUCGUGACGCAUUUCGUCGGCUGUAAAUCUUGCAGCGGCGCUUACGGAGAUUAUCCCGCCGAGCGCUGUCUGACACAGAUGGAGAGAGCUUUCAAUUUUGCCGACAAUCAAGUUCUGGAAGCUUACGGAUUCCAACACAAAACUCUCACCGAUUCAGCGGUGCUGAGGACCAGAAACGAAACCACGCGCCCGAUCGACGUUCUAAGAAAUGUCGGCCACGACACAACCUCCAGAUCUUCCGCCGAGGAAGCUUAGGGCUAUAUAGGUUUGAGAUUCCGAGCUAGUCGACUCGCUAAUGCUUUCGGCAGUUUGGAUUCUGAAGUGUACAUUAUGAGAAUAUUGAAUUUGACUUUUGUACUUUGUAGGAUUUUGAGCAAAUCCAU
This is a messenger RNA of Marchantia polymorpha subsp. ruderalis, 2300 nucleotides long. Lineage: Eukaryota; Viridiplantae; Streptophyta; Marchantiopsida; Marchantiales; Marchantiaceae. The record is from the annotation of a GenBank genome assembly.